Messenger RNA from Cooperia oncophora, 729 nucleotides. NCBI's taxonomy places the organism in Eukaryota, Metazoa, Nematoda, Chromadorea, Rhabditida, Trichostrongylidae. The record is from the annotation of a GenBank genome assembly.
AUGUUCGGUGUGGUUGGCUUUCCAAUCAUCGAAGUUGGAGUGGCUGCUCAAGCGUUUGGGAUUAAAUAUGUUGGAUGCAGAAAUGAGCAGGCAGCUUGUUAUGCAGCUCAAGCAAUGGGUUACCUGACAAGGAAGCCCGCAGUUUGCCUGGUAGUAUCGGGUCCAGGUCUGCUACAUGCCAUUGGAGGUCUUGCCAACGCGACUGUGAAUUGCUGGCCUAUGAUUUGCAUCGGUGGUUCGUCAGAUGUGGAUCAGGAGAAUCGAGGAGCUUUCCAGGAAUGGCCACAGGUUGAGUCGGCUCGGCUCGCUUGCAAACACGUUAGCCGACCUACGACACUACAUGCGAUUCCAUUUCACGUUGAAAAGGCAGUGAGGGAAUGCAUGUAUGGCCGCCCAGGUGCCGUCUAUAUUGAUAUUCCAGGCAAUCUCGUGCUCUCCACGAUCGAAGAAGAUCAGAUCCCGAAGGUGUCAGUGGUGCCGCUACCAGCUCCAGUAUCUCAUCCACCCGUCCAGAUUGUACGUAACGCCAUUCGAAACCAUCAAGCAAGCACAGAGGCCGCUCGUCAUUGUAGGAAAAGGAGCAGCAUGGUCCGAACGUGGUCCUACAAUGGUACAACAAUUUCUCAUAAAAAGUGGACUUCCAUGGCUCGCAACUCCUGGAGGAAAAGGCGUCUGUACAGAUUCGCAUCCGAGAUCGGUAGCACCUGCUCGUUCGUUUGCGCUUCGUGA